Varanus komodoensis (Komodo dragon) is the source of this 3575-nucleotide messenger RNA. RefSeq names its product acyl-coenzyme A amino acid N-acyltransferase 1-like. The record is from RefSeq and is a predicted model, not a curated record. Gene Ontology annotation, biological process: acyl-CoA metabolic process; fatty acid metabolic process. Gene Ontology annotation, molecular function: fatty acyl-CoA hydrolase activity. The coding region runs from base 159 to 1412 and encodes 417 amino acids. Gene Ontology annotation, cellular component: peroxisome. NCBI's taxonomy places the organism in Eukaryota, Metazoa, Chordata, Lepidosauria, Squamata, Varanidae. The transcript has 4 exons.
GACAUUAAGGAAGUCCGUCUGCAGCAAGUGUGCUGCCCUGGUUGGGACUGCCGGCCGAUCAGCCCUUCUCCCCAAGAAGCCACAAGUCGAGAAAGCAUCGCACUGCCUGCGAGUUGGGAACCGCCGCAGAAAGCAGGUCUACCCAAGUGUUGGCUGCCAUGGCUCAGCUCACUGCCACGCCGAGAAGUGCACUAGCCGACACACCUGUGUCGAUUUCCGCCUCGGGCCUGGCCCCCUCCCAGCCUGUCACCCUGAAGGCAUUGCUGACUGAUGAAAGUGGGGUGAAGUUUGAGGCAGUCGCCUUCUACCGGGCAAACGAGGCCGGGGUCGUGGAUCUGGAGCAGGCAUCUGCCCUGGGAGGCAGCUACACAGGAGUGUGGCCCAUGGGCCUCUUCUGCACCCUGAAGCCAGAGAAGAUGUUCCACAGGCUGCUGAAACGCGACGUGAUGAACAGCCCCUUCCGUGUCCAGAUCAACCUGUUCAGCUCCUUUGAGUUGAACCCACCACCUGCAAUGGCACCAGUGGCCUCUUGUACUGUGGAGAGGUGGUACACAACCCCUGGAAUGCAACGUUUCCCCAUCAAGACGGGGCGUGUCCGGGGGACCCUUUUCUUGCCUGCAGGGCCUGGGCCAUUUCCAGGAGUGAUUGACAUGUUUGGUGGGGCUGGAGGCCUCUUUGAGUUCCGAGCAAGCCUACUUGCUAGCAGGGGCUUUGCUGUUCUGGCGCUGGCUCUCUUUGCAUAUGAGGACCUGCCUAAGAACCUGACAGAAGUGGACCUGGAAUAUUAUGAGGAGGCGUGCAAACUGCUCUUACAACACCCUAAGGUAAGAGGACCAGGACUUGGAGUCAUCGGGUUAUCCAAAGGGUCAGAAAUUGCAUUGGCCAUGUAUACCUUCUUAGAGCAAAUUGUGGCUGCUGUGUGCAUCAACGGUGCCACAGCAGUGAUAGGUGCACCAGUCCGCUUUCGUGACGUCCACAUCCCUGCUGUUCCCUACGCAGUGGAGAAAUUUUGCAUCAGUGACACAGGUGCGAUGUCUACUCUCCUUCUCUUUCAAGAACUUGAGGAUAAAUACCAAACCCAUGCCAUCCCUCUGGAGAAGGCCCAGGGUCACGUGCUCUUUGUGGUGGGAGAAGAUGACCACAGCGUAAACAGCAAGUCGCUUGCCGAGAGAGCCAUAGCCAGAGCAAAGCAGCAUGGGAAAAAUAACUGUGCCUUGCUCUCGUACCCAGGGGCUGGUCACCUAAUACAACCCCCGGGAACCCCACUUUGUUGCGUCUCGAUAAUCAGGGGCCAAAAUCUAGCAUGGGGAGGUGAAGCAAAGGCCCAUGCCAAAGCCCAGGAGCACUCCUGGACCGAGAUUCAGAAAUUCUUUAAGCUUCAUCUUGGUGCAACUGGAAGAAGCAAAUUGUGACAUCAGAAGGAAAAUAGGUUGUAUGGCUUCUAUUAACCCUUGAACAUCACAAGACGUGCAGAUUUUCUUUUAUGGAAAAAAGUAUCAACAUACAACUUUUUUGUCUCAGAUCAACAAGGACUUUUGAUCAUGAUUCUCUGCUCUUGGAAGUUUACACUGUCCCUUUUCUGUCAUCUUGGCUUUCUUAGAACAAGUCUAAGACCAUACUCUCCUGAAAAAUUCUGUUAUUCACUACAGGAGCCUUAUCCUGAUCUCUUUAAUGGGAAAUCUCUCCAGGUAAUGCCCAACCUUUUCUCUGCAAGAAUUCCAUCUUCAGCUUCAUUCUUAUCCCAUUCACACUGGCUAGCCCAGGUUACUAGGUCACGCCUCCUGACUUCCAGAUUACUCAACAGAUCCCAUGGCCUGGGAGCCUGUUCUUGUGGCAGUUGGCACUUCAGCAAUAUUGAUAUUAAUUAUAAACAUGCACAGGGUUGAAGGAAACUUUCAGUUUUGCUUUCUCCCACUUCCAUGGUUUUAGGUUCCCGGGGUUUCUGCCCUGUUUAUGAAGAAAUUUAAACAAAAGCAAGAAACAGCUUCAAGAGCCUAGACAGAGAGUGUGCAGGGACAUCACCCAAGCAUGCUGGGCCUCUGUAGUUCUUCCAAAGCUGUUGCAGACAUUACUCUUCCACCCCAAGGCUGAGGUUCAUGACAUCUUCCAGUCAAAACUAAAGGUAAACUGGUGCCAUCCCAGCAAUUUUAAGUAAUCUGGAGAAAAAAUAUGAACAAUUUGAUUUCAAGCCAUGGUCCAUGAAAAAGGGGAAAACAUUUCAAUUGCAGGUUAACCAUGUCUGUUAGAUAAUAGAUAAUCCUGUCUAUCACUGCUGAUACCAAGUCAGGCAAUAGGGGUGUGUGCCUGGAAUUAUCCCCCCCCCCAAAAAAAACAACCCUAAGAGGUGGAUUAUGCCAAGCAAUGGUGAUGUGGACUGGAGGGAAAGAAAAAGCGCCAUUCAUUCAAACUCGGGCUGGUCAGCAUCCCAUGCUCAUACUGAUAAUGCUUUGGCUUCGAAAAGUGGCUUUCCUAGUAUUAACGAAUUGCUGAUAAUGAUAAAGCUGCCAUAGCUUUGCUCUUACCAUCCAGAGCAGUUGGGGCAAGCAAGCAGUCAGUCUGCCCAGGAUAUUUGCUGCAGCCCCGCUUACCUGCACCCCACUUGGGCUCAUGAAGGGGCUGCCACUGUUUUGCCAAAGGCGAGGGUUCUUUUUGGAUCCAGAAGCAAUAAGCACACCAGUGGGUUGCAGUCUAAAUUAGGUUUUACUCUAAAGCAGGCACAAUGAUAUGAAAAAUACACAAUACCAAGCAAGCUGACUUUCCUCAAUCAGUUGCUGGGACCCCCGCCCCCCGGACGGCAAUGAGGACUACUCCAAUUCGGCCAGCAUGCAGCACCUUUCCCCGGGUCAGGCCUGCAUCAAAGCUCACCUUGGGCGAAGCCGCGAGGCUUUUUAACCUAAAUUUUAGAGUGCUAUGUGCUACAGAAUACUACCUGCUAUUCAAAACAGUUAAUUGGUCACACCUGCUGUUUGCAAGUCUCAUGAUGAUAAGUUCCAUUUUUUAUGGCAUUCCUCUGCAUUCCAAGUGAGUACCAUCCUAAUCAGCAAACAGUUUAGAAUAACACAUUUUUCAUGCUGGAGAGCCUCAGCUGGGUUUUAAGGAGGCCCUGUUGUUAAGGUCUUCCCAGGAGAGAGAUAGGAAUAGAAUGAGCAAUUGUGUUAUACCACCCUAUCUCCAUGAUAUACAAUAGUCUUUCUGGUGGUUUUUCUCUACAGCCACCCACUCUCUCCUGCUUGUCCCUGACAGCCCAUGGGUUGUUUAAUGGGUUUUUACCUGGGAACCAGGUCACACAUUCCAAAAAGGACACCGGUCAUCAAACUACCACAUUCAGACGCAACAGCCAGACAGAACAGAUGGAUGCAAACACCUCCACCCACAGCUACCAUUUUGCUACCUGAAGAGGACCAGAAGAUGCCUGCCAUUUUACACUGGAUAACUUUAGGCUAUUCAUUUCCUUACAGCCAAACCUCCCUCACAGGAUUGUGGGAAUACAGCUUGGAAACUUCUGGUGAAUGUAAAUGUACCAGAAGAGCAGAAAUUGUCUUCUCCAAUGUUUUUAAUAAAUCUCCUUAGCAUGU